GUACCGGGCAAGUAAAAGCGGUGAAGUGGGCAGUCCUUUCUGUAGUGGACCUGUCGCACAAGAUAUUUAGCAUAAAGUCAGUCCCCCGCUGUAUGGGGAUCAAGCCUUCACUCUUCGACUGCCUUCAUGUCUGACAGCAUUGAAAGAGGGAAACUGACGAUUUUUUACUUUACAAACAGAGGAACUUUCUUCAUGUCAGCAACAUCUCAUUCGGACAACCAUUAACCCACAUCAAGCUUGCCUUUUCGGGGGAUUAAUUUAACCAGAACGGGAUUUCAUAGCCUGGCGGCCGAGGUUAUGGAUUUUAACCUUCUGACAGACAGUGAAGCCCGUAGCCCAGCGCUAUCGCUUUCAGACUCUGGGACGCCUCAACAUGAUCAGGGAUGCAAAGGCCAAGACAACAGCGACACAGAGAAGUCCCACCAGAACCAGACAGACGAGUCGAAUGCAGAGGACGGCUCUCUGAAGAAGAAGCAGCGCAGGCAGAGGACCCACUUCACCAGCCAGCAGCUUCAGGAGCUGGAGGCCACCUUUCAGAGGAACCGCUACCCCGACAUGAGCACACGGGAGGAGAUUGCCGUGUGGACCAACCUCACAGAGGCACGGGUUAGGGUAUGGUUUAAGAACCGCCGUGCCAAAUGGAGGAAGAGGGAGAGGAACCAACAGGCUGAGCUGUGUAAAAACGGCUUCGGUGCCCAGUUCAAUGGACUAAUGCAGCCCUAUGAUGACAUGUACUCUGGCUACUCAUACAACAACUGGGCCACCAAGAGUCUGGCCAGCAGUCCACUGUCAGCCAAGAGCUUCCCCUUCUUCAACUCCAUGAAUGUAAGCCCCUUGUCCUCCCAGCCCAUGUUCUCCUCCCCCAGCUCUAUCCCCUCCAUGAACAUGGCCUCCUCCAUGGUGCCCUCGGCGGUGGCCGGGGUGCCCGGCUCGGGCCUCAACAACCUGGGCAACCUGGGCAACCUCAAUAGCUCCACGCUGAACUCAGUAGCGGUCACCGCCGCCACCUGCCCUUAUGCCUCCACCGCAAGUCCUUACAUGUACAGAGACACCUGCAACUCCAGCCUGGCCAGCCUCCGACUGAAGGCCAAGCAGCACGCCAACUUUGCCUACCCAGCCGUGCAAAACACAGUCUCCAACCUAAGCCCUUGCCAGUAUGCAGUGGACCGGCCGGUAUGAAGACAUGUACCCACUCCCACCCAGCCUGCCCUGUACCCCCCAACCUCUCAGACCCACUGCCCCCCUCUCCCUCUCCUCCUCCCGGUCCCUGCUAUGCUCCAUCAGUGAAUCAGAGUUAACUGCACACAUCGUCAUCACCAUGGACUAGUUAACAAGACGCUGUUUGUCUAACUGAUGCUACACAACAGGAAUAAGCUUUAACAGUUAGAAGAAAAUCCCCUGAUGGACCACCACGCUUCAAAGAACUCUCUCAAAUACGCUGAGACUUUGUCGCUGAAACGACCAACUGUCAAAAAGGAUUUCUAAGUUUAAUCCAAUAUCAUUUUUUUGGGACUGCAUGACUCGAGUGAAUUUAAAAUGAAGAAAACCUGAAUGCUUCAACUGCACUGGUGGUCAACAUCUUGGCCAAACAUGAAAUCAUUGUGACGCUUGCCACCAUCACGGGAAAAUGACCUGUGGUUCCAAUAUGAGGAUGUAUAUAAUGGACUUUUUUUGUUUUGUAUGUGACAAAACUAUCCAUGAAACGUAGUACUUUGGAGAUGAGAAAAGCAUGUUCUUGAAGAGCAGACCCUAGGUUGAUGUACUAUGAGUACCUCCUUUAGGAAUUGUAAUUUUGUUAUGAAUUCCAAUCCCCUCAGAAGAUCAGGUGUCAAAGGUCAGAACAGAAAGGAGAGAGGAGCUAGCACAACAUAGUCUCAAACAGAAGAAAUAAUAUCCAAAAUCAGAACCUUUUUAAAGAAAAGUCUAAAAAAGCCAUUGAAUAUAUAGAUUUGUGUGGUGUUAUAAAAAGGGAGUCCAUGACUGUAAAAAUGUAUGUAAGAGUGCAGUUGUUAUAAAACAAGCCUUUUUUCCUGGUGUAGCCUGCUUUGUCUCAUUAACAUAAUAAAAAUGAUGUGUUUUUAUGAACAACA
Messenger RNA from Oncorhynchus tshawytscha (Chinook salmon), 2090 nucleotides. Its product is annotated as pituitary homeobox 3. Bases 298 to 1179 code for a protein of 293 amino acids. Gene Ontology annotation, molecular function: RNA polymerase II cis-regulatory region sequence-specific DNA binding; DNA-binding transcription factor activity, RNA polymerase II-specific. The transcript is spliced from 4 exons. Gene Ontology annotation, biological process: anatomical structure morphogenesis; regulation of transcription by RNA polymerase II. NCBI's taxonomy places the organism in Eukaryota, Metazoa, Chordata, Actinopteri, Salmoniformes, Salmonidae. The record is from RefSeq and is a predicted model, not a curated record. Gene Ontology annotation, cellular component: nucleus.